Messenger RNA from Achroia grisella, 4972 nucleotides. Its product is annotated as Ig-like and fibronectin type-III domain-containing protein 1. NCBI's taxonomy places the organism in Eukaryota, Metazoa, Arthropoda, Insecta, Lepidoptera, Pyralidae. Gene Ontology annotation, molecular function: protein binding. The record is from RefSeq and is a predicted model, not a curated record. The coding region runs from base 74 to 4318 and encodes 1414 amino acids. The transcript has 25 exons.
GAGUGAAUCAGUUGAAAGCGCCAGCGCCUCAACGGGGAGUUCUCAAGAAGAUGAAGAGCCUAAAGAGACGUGGAUGAGAGCACCCGGUAGUGGAGUCACCGUCAGGAGUGGGGAGGAUGCUCUUCUCACGUGUGUGGUGCUUGGGGCACGAGGGAAGCCGGUGCUGUGGAAGCGGGCGAGUGACCGCCAACUCCUCACUGCUGGUGGGGUCAAGGUCACGAGGGAUGAAAGAGUUCAUGUUCUUCAUGAUGAUACUGACGAGCCGCUCCAGGGUCCUGGCAUCAUGAAGGGCGGUGACGUGUGGGCGCUGGUCAUCAAAUCAGUGAAGUCUUCAGACGCCGGUCUUUACACAUGCGAACUAAACACAGAACCUCCUGUAAAAAGCUUCCACAGAUUAACUGUGAUCUCCCGAGGACUCACGCCGCCGGAGCAGCAAAAUGUAACCGACAGCUACUCAGCGAAUGCACCGACACCAUCAUCAUUGGCUCUAUCGCACAACUAUACAGACUGUUGUUUGGCUGCGAACAUUAGCAAAUCGUGUUUAGGCUUUUGCAGCAUACAAACGAUCCUUGAAGGUACUGGUCAAGAUCCGGAGACCUGCCAGCCCGACUUCCCGGCUAUUGUCAAGUGUAUGGCAGAUGGUCGUAACCACGUACCGUGCUGCGUCCAAGAACGUGUUCCGGACAUUUGUCAAGACGUGUGCCGAGGAGAAUUCACGCCUAUCACUGACAAUAUCAAAACACACUACUCCUGCGCAUCGUACAUGGAGAAAACACUGGCUUGUAUCGUGGAAGGCAUAGAACUCCUCCCCAGUCCGCCAGAAGAAGUAGAAGUUGAGCCGCUAAACGAGAAGCAACUAAACGUAUCAUGGACUCCACCAAUAGAAAACAGUGAUACUAUCACAGAAUACAUCGUCAACGUAACCACAUUACGUUCAUUUGACGCCCACCUCAUAGAUCCUUCGGAGAGUUCCAUAAAGAAUGAUACAGCUAAAACGAUACAAACCGUCGCGUAUAAAGUACAAGCGAAUAAAACAUUUUUAGUGUUAGAUGAUUUGCUGCCGUUUACUAUGUACGAGGUCACAGUGACAUCAUAUAAUAUACAUGGAUCAAGCCUUCCAAGUUAUGCCAUCAGAUCUUUAACCCUGACACCUGGUAAAAUGAAGUCCACCCAGGUGGCAGCUGCACCUAAACUCCCAGAUGUGAAGGGAUGCUGCAUCUCGUCGGGGGUGAAUCAUAACGGUUGUGUUGAGAAGCUGUGCGACCCAACUAAAACGCACGAGAUUGAUCUGCAGGUCACAGAUCUGAUGAUAUGCGCUCCCUGGGCGGGAGUCACCUUCGGGUGUCUCGCUAAUGGAAUGGACCAUACACCUUGUUGCCGAUCUAGAGGAUUACCAGAACCCUGUCUCCCGCUGUGCAGUGGAAAUAUCACGACACUUGACUUCAAUCAUUUCAAGUGCCUCCGCUACAUGAACUCAUACACCAACUGCCUGCUGGAGGGCUACGGGGUGCUCCCGGGUGCUCCAGCGUGGCUCCACUUGACUAACAUCGAUACUGACUUCGCUGUGGUACAUUGGUCUCAGCCUGCCGCUCUAGGAGAUACUGUCCAGUCGUACAAUUUGCAUUACAAAACUUUAAGUUCGGAUGAAGAUUAUAGGGCUUUGGAGAAGAUACAUUCACCGUUCAUCCUCGAAGACUUGGAAUCAAACACGGAAUAUGAAAUCUACGUUGAAGCAAUCAAUGAACAUGGUGUUGGUCCACCUUCAUCCAGAGUCAUAUUUAGAACACAAAGCCAGAUUUACGUGGAUGAAGAAGAGGCAGCCACCGCCUACAACGUGACAGAAUGCUGCGAGAAGGUUCAAUUAGCAGGAGUAUGCAUGCCACUGUGUUCGUACGACGCCAAAAUGUCGGAUCUACGCACGCUCGCGCCGUUGUGCGCAAUGGAGUUCCACAAACUAUUACGUUGCGGUGCUGGAGGUCGCAACCACGCGGGGUGCUGCGCGCGGCGCGGCGUGCCGGCGGCGUGCCGCGGCGCGUGCGCGGGCGCCGCCGCCGGCGCGCUCAACGCCUGCGUGCCCUACAUCGGGAACAUCGUGCAGUGCUUCGAGGAAGGCACUGGCUUACUGCCCGGGCCGCCUCGCGAGCUCCACGCUGCAGUAUCAAGCAAAGGUAGUGUCAUCCUUGAGUGGGUAGCACCUGAAGAAGCUGAGAAUGACACCAGUUAUGUAGUUCACUGGCAGAAGAUCAACAAUAACACACAACCCUACACCUACAAUACGCUGCCAGCGUUCUCUCAGGGUAUGAUGAACGAAACGAACAUCACUUCCAUAGAAAUCCACUCGCUGGUACCUAACAGCACUUACCAGAUGUUCGUGGUUGCUCUGAACAAUCACGGAUCCUCGCUGCCUUCUAGCAUGAUCAUCUUCAACUAUACAGAAGGAGAAGAGAAACAAGUCUCUGGAGUACCAUCACCACCACACUCUCUGUCUGUGUCGUCUCACUCUGCCACCUGGCUGACUCUCAGUUGGCAACCGCCACAGUUCUCGCUGCCUGACGAGAAAAUAUCCUACACGUUAUAUUUCAAGUCCCCCACGCAACUGGGACAGAACAACGUCACCACUAUAGACACCUCUGUUCCUGGUCACACGUUGGAGAAGUUGACUCCAAACACCCAGUACGUGGUGUGGGUGAAGGCGCAUACAGCGGCAGGAGACUCGCUGCCGUCUGAAACUUUACUGGCUUGGACGGACCCUGCAUACCCUGCCUAUGUUGAGCCACCGACCGUGAACCCAGUGAACCUCGUGGUAGAAGGUUCCAGCAUGACUAUCCUGUGUAUCGCUAUGGGCACGCCGACACCUACUAUAUCACUAUAUAUAUCAGGUCGUCUAGUCAGACAAGAAGUGACCCGUCAUAUGGUCACAGUCAUCCAUAACGUAACUCGGGAUAUGGACCAGAUAUCCUGUUACGCGGACAACGGGUACGGGACUCCAAUGCAGGCCUCCAGAAAGAUCAACAUAUCACAUGUCCCAACAAUCCAAGCAUCAGGUAUAACAAUGGCUGCCGCUGGCGAUUCCGUAAUAUUGGAGUGCAGAGUUGAAGCACUGCCCAAACCAACCAUCGCAUUCUGGAGAGAACCCAACGGGAGGAACCCUGUUAUUGAUGGACCCAACUACACGAUUCAAUUAUUGGCUGAUCCUGAGGAACAAACGAAAUACACGAUGCGGUUAAUAAUAAAGAAGAUAUCGGAAGCAGACGAAGGUGACUACUUCUGCCACGCAGAAAACGCUUUCGGGAAGACAUUGAGGCCGGUCUCCGUGAGACUGAGGCCAACUUCGCCACACCAUAACGUGACCGAGUGUUGUUCUCAGAUGAACGUGUCAUCAGCGUGCAUCGAUGCGUGCAGCUUCCAUAUCGAUAUGGACAACAUCAUGGACAGACCUGAAUGUCUGGAUGACUUCGAUAAACUCAUGAAGUGCGCUGCUGACGGCUCAGAUCACCGAAGCUGCUGCGCAUCCUGGGGCGUUCCACGGAACUGCCUAGAACUUUGCCGAGGUGGAACCGUUUCACGGUCGUGUGCAAUCCAACAUGCGCGAAGAGCACUUGCAUGCUUCAGGGAUACAGGAGGAAAACUGCCGGGUCCACCAAGGAAUUUGAAAGCACAUGUGGCUCCGACACCAAACUCUGUGCUACUGAGCUGGGAUCAACCAAUAAAGAAUCCACAGACGGUAUAUCUGUACCGUGUGUUCUGGAGAGCGUACGGCGCUAAAGUACCAGAAAAGUUGGAUACCAGCGAAACCAGCGUCGUACUGACGGGCCUGCAGGACGACGUGAGAUAUGAAUGCGUCGUGAAGGCGGCUAACGAUGUUGGGACGUCUUCUUUGAGCUUACCGAUCAUGUUCACAACUGCGGGACAAGAGACUGGUGCAGCGGCCGCACCAGUCGCAAGUUCCGGCAACGCUACAGCCGUGGGCCUAGCUGUUGCUUGUGUGCUUUGUGCAGCUAUACUGUUAGCUGCCGGCCUUUACUAUAGACAUAGAAAGAAUCUCAGGUUAAAAGCGCAGGGUGGAGUAGCCUUUGAAAAUCCAAGUUACCUGAGGGAACCUAAUCCCGAUACUAUAGUCAAUGGAACGGUACCUAAUGGUAACGCGAACGGAGGUAACGGCGUCGCUAAUGGAGUAUCAAAUAGUUCAGCGUGGAGACAAGAAACGCUGCAAAACCCUAGUACUACAAUCCCGACCGCCCGCGAAGUAGACCCGACCCUGUACGAGGAGCUGAAGCUCGGUCAGGAUGGCGCGGGCUUCAAGAGACUGAAGCCAUAGCCCGAGGCGGCGCGCCGCUCGCCGCUGCGGUCGCCGCGGCUGUCGUCGCCGCGAGUGGCGCCGCGCUACUGAGCGUCGCGGGCUCGCGCACGACCUUUUAUACGCCCCCCACGCGGCGUCACGUCACAGUAUUCUCCUCUCGCUCGCACGCCUCGAUACUUACCGUCUCCUUCGUCGUGUCCACCAAAUAUUAAUAUUAGUCGGUUGUGCAUUUGUAAAGCGAGCGAUAGUAAUCUGAGAAUUUGUAUAUAUCUACCGCUUAGAUCGUAAAUUAUGUACCUAUAUUGUACAGUAGUGUAUAUAAUUAAUACAGCAGUUAGACAUGACGGCCAUAGCGGUUCGUAGAUUGUAAAUGAAUCGUUGAUAUAAAAUAUAUUUUCAUUACUGUACUCGAUGUGAUUUUAACCAAAAAGAAUGGACCUCAUUUAUUUCUUGUCAUUUCAUGUACAUAUGAACACAGAGUAUCGUUAGGACAAUUUUAGGCCGCGCCGCUUCGGCGUCGAAGUGAUUAUAAAGAUUUAGGUCAUUCUUUAAACAAAAAUGUGCCUUCGAACAAUUUAUGAAGUAGAUAGUAUUUAGGAAUAGUUACCACUUUAUUCUGUAAAAAAAAUGUAUUGACUGUAUGAGAAAAGUUAAAUAAUAUACAUUGAUUCU